Molecule: messenger RNA, 594 nt
Organism: Fibroporia radiculosa
Lineage: Eukaryota; Fungi; Basidiomycota; Agaricomycetes; Polyporales; Fibroporiaceae
Exons: 2
Coding region: 1-594 (197 amino acids)
Biological process (GO): transmembrane transport
Cellular component (GO): membrane
Molecular function (GO): myo-inositol:proton symporter activity
Source: RefSeq, a predicted model, not a curated record
AUGUUCAUGCAGCAAUUCUGCAGCGUAAACGUGAUCGCGUACUACUCGUCCAAUAUCUUUGAUGCGGGCUUCAGCAACUACCAGGCGCCGCUCGCCUCCUGGGGCUUCGGUAUGCUGAACCGGCUAUUCGCCUUCCCCGCGGUGUGGACGAUCGACACCUUUGGUCGCCACAGUCUGUUACUAACGACGUUCCCGCUCAUGGAAAUUUUCCUGCUCAUGACUGGCUUCUCGUUCUAUAUUCCCAAGGGUAAGACACAGGUUGCGGUCGUUGCGGUCGGCAUCUACCUAUACACCAUGGCGUAUUCCCCCGGCGAGGGCUCCGUGCCAUUCGCGUAUUCUGCGGAGGCAUACCCGCUGUACGUGCGCGACGUCGGCAUGUCAUUCUCGACCACCAUGCUCUGGUUAUUACCCACAGCAACCUCGUCGCGUUCACCUUCCCGCGCCUCCGCGCCUGUUCGGUGCAUUCAAAGGGUGCUUUCGGGGGUACGCCGCGUGGAACAUAUGUAUUUCGUGGCGAUCCUGCUGUUCGUGCCCGUGACGAAGGCGCUGUCACUCGAGAAGCUCGACCAGGUGUUCUCUGUGCCGACGCGCUAG